AAGUGGUGUUGGUACGAGGAGAGGUGGUUGAAUUUUUUUUUCGUGUGAAGAUUUUGUGUGUGGCUAAGAAGGCAAAAUGAAGUUCUUUGGUGUCUUGACCCUCUUUGUGGUGGGUGUGAUGUGUGGUGAAAGGGCUCGCUUUGACCAUUAUCGCGUGUAUUCCGUGCCUAUUGAGACGGAGGAGCAAUUGCGUCUGCUACAGGAGAUCGAUGCGAACCCUAAUGGGUACGAAUUGUGGGAUUACCCAAGUGCCACAGGGAUGGCCAUUCAAGUCAUGGUGCCACCCCACAAGAGAGCGGAUUUUGCCGAAUUAACCGCCAAUUGGGCCAACGUACACUUGGACGUUGAGAACCUCCAAGAGAAAUUUGAUGAAGAGCAACCCCGAAUAAUGCCAAGGAGUUUUGGUUGGGACUCAUACCAUACCCUUGCUGAAAUAUAUGAGUGGUUGGACGUUAUGGCGUAUGCCCACUCAUCGGUAGCACGGGUUGUUGUUGGUGGUGUGAGUCACGAGGGACGAGAAAUUCGAGGACUGAGGAUUUCAUAUAAAUCAGGAAAUCCGGGUGUAUUUAUCGAAGCGGGUAUUCAUGCUCGAGAAUGGAUUGCCGAUGCUACCGCCACAUUCAUCAUCAAUGAGCUUCUCACCUCAACUAAUCCUGACAUCCAAGAUAUUGCCCGCAACUACGAUUGGUACAUCUUUCCCGUUGUCAAUCCCGAUGGUUAUGUAUACAGCCACACCACUAAUCGGAACUGGAGGAAGACGAGGAGACCAUCGUCAUCUGUAUGCUUCGGAGCUGAUGCUAAUCGCAAUUGGGGUUACAAUUGGAUGCAGGGUGGUGCCAGCAAUAAUCCGUGCUCAGACACCUUUGCCGGAGAUUCAGCAUUCUCAGAGGUGGAAACGAGAACUCUUUCGAAUUACUACUCAUCGCUCUCCGGAAUAUCCACCUACAUCUCCCUCCAUGCCUACGGUCAGAUGCUUCUUGUACCUUUUGGCCAUACCACAGCUCCUCUUGGCAAUUAUCACGAUCUGGUGGCAAUUGCCAGUAAAGCCGUUGCCAAGCUCGCCGAACGCUAUGGCACAAGAUACACGUACGGGAAUAUUGCUGAGACCAUUUACAUUGCCUCAGGCGGUAGUAUCGAUUGGAUUAAGGGAGCCAAGGGAACGGGAUUGGUCUACUGCUACGAACUGCGUGAUACAGGACGAUAUGGCUUCAGCCUGCCUGCCAAUCAAAUAAGGCCGACAGGUCAAGAGACACUGGACUCCCUUGUUGUUAUCCUGCGUGAGGGAGCAAACAUGGGAUACCAUUGAACUAAAGCCCCAGUCAUCACCUUCACAAUGUGACUCCUUUGUCCACUAUAUAUAGAACAUUUCUUCUGAAUAAAGUGGCCACUGGUAUUCAUGGGCUAGUGGGAAUGAAAUGCUGAA
This is a messenger RNA of Lutzomyia longipalpis, 1423 nucleotides long. RefSeq names its product zinc carboxypeptidase-like. Gene Ontology annotation, biological process: proteolysis. Bases 77 to 1306 code for a protein of 409 amino acids. Gene Ontology annotation, molecular function: metallocarboxypeptidase activity; zinc ion binding. NCBI's taxonomy places the organism in Eukaryota, Metazoa, Arthropoda, Insecta, Diptera, Psychodidae. The record is from RefSeq and is a predicted model, not a curated record. The transcript has 8 exons.